CGCAGCCUCCAAAGAGCCUGAGAGUGAUGAGCGGCCCAACCAAUGGGAGCAGCCGCUGAUCCAGCGAGGGCGGGCUCUCUGCAGAAGGGCUCGAAGGUGGCGGUGGUGGCGGCGGAGGCGCAGGCCGUUGGGGCUGCUGGCAGGCAGGGUCUUUGAAAUCGGGGCGCAUGUGACUGCCGAUCUGGAAGACAAGCCUGUUUGCAGCAUCAGUCAGCAGAGAAGCCGGUGACCAUGAAAGGAUUAUAUUUUCAACAGAAUUCUGCAAAUGAAGAAAUUACAUUUGAAUUUCAAGAAAGGGAAAAUCUUCCAAUUACAGAAGAUAACCAUGUGAAACUUCAAGUAAAAGCCUGUGCUCUGAGCCAGAUUAAUACGAAGCUUCUCGCAGAAUUGAAGAUGGAGAAGGACUUUUUUCCUGUUGGGAGAGAAGUCGCUGGGGUUGUAGUAGAUGUUGGAAGCAAGGUCUCUUUCUUGCAACCAGACGAUGAGGUAGUCGGCAUCUUGCCACUGGAUUCUGAAGACGCUGGGCUCUGUGAAGUGGCCCGAGUGCACGAGCAUUACCUGGUUCACAAGCCAGAAAAAGUCACCUGGGCCGAAGCAGCCGGAACCGUGCGAGAUGGAGUCCGCGCCUACACAGCCCUGCACUAUCUCUCUCACCUCUCACCUGGGAAAUGUGUGCUGAUAAUGGACGGAGCGAGUGCGCUUGGUACAAUAGCUAUCCAGCUGGCACAGCACAGAGGCGCCAGAGUCAUUUCAACAGCAUCCAGCCUCGAAGACAAGCAGUGUCUGGAGAGAUUCAGACCUCCUCUAGCCCGCGUGGUGGAUGUUUCUAACGGGAAAGCCCAUAUUGCUGAAAGCUGUUUAGAAGAAACAGGUGGCUUGGGGGUAGAUAUCGUCCUAGAUGCUGGAGUGAGGUUGUACAGCAGAGAUGAUGACGCGGCCACGAAGGCAAAGCACCUCCCACAUAAGCACGACAUCAUCACGCUUCUUGCCGUCGGAGGGCACUGGGUGACCACAGAAGAGAACCUGCAGCUGGAUCCUCCAGACAGCCAUUGCCUUUUCCUGAAGGGUGCAACCGUGGCUUUCCUUAAUGAGGAAGUGUGGAAUUUGUCAAAUGCACAACAGGGAAAAUACCUUUGUAUCUUAAAGGACGUCAUGGAGAAGUUAUCAGCUGGUGUUUUCAGGCCACAGUUGGAUGAGCCCAUUCCCCUCUAUGAGGCCAAAGUUUCCAUGGAAGUGGUUCAGAAAAAUCAAGCAAGGAAAAAGCAAGUUGUUCAAUUUUAACUUUCUCUGCCAUCAGUUGGAUAGACCCAGUCCAGCAGAGGAAGCCAGAGUUUCCUGGAAGAUUGUUCAGACAAAUUAAGGAAGAUCAAAGCAAGUUAUUUGGUUUUUCAGCAUGAUUUCCUGCUCUUUGAAACAAGAUGCAUUUCAAAGCAUUUAAAAAGUUAUUGUGCAAAUGGUCAAAGGACUGUUCUAACAUCCAAAGGGACUAUGCUGGGAGCAUUUUUAAAAAGCGGUUUCUGCACAUUUGCAUCUGCUUCUUAACUUUCCUCGAAGAAAAACUGCGCCUUCAAGCAAAAGCUCGGCUGCUGGAUUUAAAGCUGUUACAGUAACCUUUGCUGUACUGUCAAAAUAAUGUUUUUGUAUCAACA
Messenger RNA from Sorex fumeus (smoky shrew), 1649 nucleotides. RefSeq names its product crystallin zeta like 1 (gene CRYZL1). The record is from RefSeq and is a predicted model, not a curated record. The transcript has 14 exons. Gene Ontology annotation, molecular function: oxidoreductase activity. Bases 232 to 1281 code for a protein of 349 amino acids. NCBI's taxonomy places the organism in Eukaryota, Metazoa, Chordata, Mammalia, Eulipotyphla, Soricidae.